Molecule: messenger RNA, 1899 nt
Organism: Kuraishia capsulata CBS 1993
Lineage: Eukaryota; Fungi; Ascomycota; Pichiomycetes; Pichiales; Pichiaceae
Exons: 1
Coding region: 1-1899 (632 amino acids)
Biological process (GO): regulation of cyclin-dependent protein serine/threonine kinase activity
Cellular component (GO): cyclin-dependent protein kinase holoenzyme complex; nucleus
Molecular function (GO): cyclin-dependent protein serine/threonine kinase regulator activity; protein kinase binding
Source: RefSeq, a predicted model, not a curated record
AUGAACACAAACUACAACUCCCAGCGAAUGCAGGUGAUAGAAGGAGCAGGCCAGCAAGGACAACCCAUUCAAGGCCAGGAUUUCCAACCGUCAUCGCAUCAUUCCAACUUUGGAGUGAACAACUCAUACUCGAGUCCAAUAACCGGAUAUAGUCCCUCUGCUCAUCCACCGUUUGCCGUUCCCCACAGAGCUGGGUCCUUCGACAUGUCUGCUCAGGGUGAGACGGACCCUGCCAACUAUGCUUCCACGGCAAGUAGACCAGUUGCGCAGACCCCCGCAAACAGGACGAGUUUGUUGACCACAAAACUCCAGAGCCAGAGACAAUCUCGGUUCAUGCCGCCGCAGCACAGCGAGAUGCAGCCGUACGACCAGCAGCUCCACCAUCACCAGCAGCCACAGCAGGCGGAACAGCCGUUCGGCCGGUCCUUUGGUAGCGAGCAGAUGGGUAGCUCAUUUAGCAAUUCAUUGAGACAAUCAAUGCCGUUCCAAAAUAGCAUUCCUAAUCAGAGCUUUGGCCAGCGGCGCGAUGAUCAAUCUGGGUCCAUGCUUACCUCCAGCCAGUUCGAAAGAAACCCAAGUCUGGCAUUCGUUCCUUUCCACAACACCCCAUCUGUGGUGAGUUCAUCAUACAGAUCUAAUGGAGGUCAAGUUGGACCGGAAAACAACUCGUUUCAGCAGAUGGACCCCUCGAGACAGAACUCCUAUACUGGACGCAACAUCGCAAUAGGUGGCUUCCAGAACCUGGGGUUCCAGCCCCAACCAACACCGGCCACCACGACAACAGAUCUCACAAAAGAUACUGCAUUCUCCACGAACUCCUCUUCAAGCACGUUAUACCAAGAUGCUCAGCAGGCUGUUCAGCCCCAAGGUCCACUUCCUCCGGGUCCUCUUCCCCAAGGUCCAGUCUCCCAAGGUCCUCCCCAAGGUCCUCCCCAGAUCCACCAUUCAGACUCCAGCCAUUCCUCAUUUAUGUCGGCAUCAGCCCCAGCACACAGCACGUUUUCGCACGUUUCGUUCGCUCAAUCUCAAGAGAAUGAGAGGCAGAAAAGACUGGCCAACCACCCCCAAAACUCAAACAACGCGUUCAGCAGCUCCGUUUCGCGUCCAGCGAACGACUCGUUCGCAGGUCUGACCCAGCGGGAUAGUAUUUCGGCUCUCACGAGGUCUGCUGCCGGUGACGAGCAUUUGAACAUUGCUGAACACCCUGUGCAAGAUCUGAUUGUUAUGUUGGCCGCGUUGUUGCAGAAAAUCGUCGAGGCAAACGAUUUACUCCAUCCUGAGCACUACAACCAUGAACAUGACCCCAAUCAGGGAAUUAAUUCCGCAAACAAAUACACUGCCAAUGUGCUUGCAUUCCAUGGAAGGAAUAUACCUGCAAUAAGCUUACAUGCCUAUCUGACCCGUAUACUGAAGUACUGUCCUGUUACCAACGAUGUGUUUCUAAGUUUGCUGGUGUACUUUGAUAGAAUCGCCAGGCGAGCCAACGCUGGGGAGUUUCAAUCGACGCUUGGACUGAGUGGCGGAUCUGACGACGACUCAAUGACCGACGACGAAAGGGCUUCUUUGAAAUCGCAGAAGAACCAGCUGUUUGUGAUGGACAGCUAUAACAUCCACAGACUCAUAAUAUCUGGUAUCACGGUGGCAUCCAAGUUCUUCAGUGAUGUAUUCUACAAGAACGCGAGGUACGCGAAGGUGGGUGGUUUGCCAUUGGAAGAGCUUAAUCAUUUGGAGUUGCAGUUUCUGUUACUGUUGGAUUUCAAGCUCAUGAUUCAGAUGGAGGAGAUGUACAAAUACGGAGACCUGCUGUUGAAAUUUUGGCAGCGAGAGCAAAUCAAAGCUCAGCAGCAACAACAACAACAGCAACAACAACAACAACAUCAGCAGCAGCAACAACAGUGA